ACCGUGAACCGGGUGAUGGGUCCCCUAAGCGAACCCCACAGGGCGACCUUCCACCCGGGCAACGCGUCGGCUCACCUCCGAAUCCAGCCACUCACCGUUGAGGACGAGGGCACGUACAAGUGCGACGUGACUUAUGUACAGGGGAAGUGCCCUUCCCUCUCCUUCACGCGCCUCCAAACGCUCGUGACGCCCAAAGAGCCUGUGAUAAAGAUGGACGGCCGGAAGCUGACCAACGGCAGCCUGUUGGGCCCGUACAUGGAAGGCACGACGGUGGUCCUGGACUGCUCUUCUUCGGGAGGCCGGCCGGCGCCGACGGUCCUCUGGAGGAACACGUCGGCCAACCUUCCGGUCAAGACGUCCGUCAUGCCGGACCUUAGGGGCAUCCACGACGUGACUUCUACAGCGCGCUUUGUGCUUUCGCGUUGGGACCUCGGUGCCAGGUUAGAGUGCGUGGUGCUCACGAAAGCCACGCCAGCUCCAGUGGUCAAGUGGGUCCAACUCGAUGUCCAUGUGCGGCCAUCGGCGCUGCGGCUACGCGGUCCCAAUCAUCCCGUAGUGGCCGGCGAGAUGGUCUCGCUGACAUGCAUCAUCGAAGGCGCCCGUCCUGCGGCCAACAUAACGUGGUACAACCGGUCCGAGCUGGUGCGGCCGCAGCCGCCGUCUACCGAAGACCUGAUGAGCGACGGCACGUACCGCACAACGAGCACCAUCGUUUUUGUGGCCGGACUCUAUGACCACCAGGCCGAGUUCUUCUGUAAAGGCACCAACGAGGUCCUGAAGAACAGGACAGAGGCGCCCCUCCUCCAGGCUGUGCGGCUUGAAGUACUCUACCCCCCGGCAGUCAAAGUGCUUCCGGCGGAAGGUGUCAACGUGACCGAGUGGCACUCGUGCAAUCUGACGUGCCAUUAUAAUGCCAAUCCCCCCAACGUGACGGAGGUCGUGUGGUACAAGAACGGCGAGAUGCUGCCUUCGCGGAAGAGCCACCGGGCGGCGCUGCAUCCGAGGACACUGCUCAACAUUCGCAACGCCAGCCGCAGCGACGCGGGCGUCUACAGCUGCCACGUGAAGAACGCCUUCGGGAGGGGAAACUCCAGCAAUGCCGUCUACAUUGACGUGUUUUAUACGCCGUUGGUCACUGUGUGGAUCAAUCCGGCGGUAGUUGCAAUGGACGACGGCCCCGUGCUGCUUCGAUGCGAGGCGGAGUCUGGCAACCCUCGCCACCUCACCAAAGUGCGCUGGUUCCGCGAGGCUGUUCUCGUCAAUGAGACCAAGGAGUCCGACGUCCUUCUCGAGAAGCUGGAGAGGAUCACCGCAGGUAACUACACCUGCCAGGCCAAGAACGACGCCGGCUGGAGCCCCGUGUCCACAUCCAAGGAGCUUCUUAUAAUGUAUCCACCGGGACCAGCGAGCAUCAUUCCAGGGGACCCCUCACCACCCCUUAAGGGCCAGAGAGUGGAGCUGACUUGUCACGUGAACGACUCCGGGCUUCCGGCCACCAACAACUUCCGCUGGGAGCACGGACUUAAUCUGCUCAACGUCACCGGGCACACGCUGGUGACGGAACCCGUGUCCACAACCACGCAAGGAAACUACUCCUGCGCCGCUGUCAACAAAGUGGGUGCGGGCUUGGCGGCGCAUUGGGUGCUUGAUGCAUUAGCUCCUCCGUCGUUCGUGCGCCCUCUGCCGGUGACCGGCGGCAGCCUGCGCAACGCGAGUGCCGUAUCGCUCGAGUGCGUGGUCGAAUGCGAUCCGCUGUGCGAGGUGAGCUGGCUACGGAACAACGACAGCCUGGCGGACUCGCCCUUCUUCCAAGUGAGCAACGCCGUCAGGCCCGAGGGUGGAGGUCACUUUCACUCGGUGGCAUCGGUGCUCUCGUGGAACAUGAGCCACCUGCCGCCAUCCUCGUUCGACUUCAACACCUUCACCUGCCAGAGCACCGGAAACGAGAUUGGUCCGCCGGUUUCCAGCAGCAUGCUCUUCCGUGUGGAAUAUCCUCCCGAGAAGCUGCAUGUGUCCGUCGUCCAGCUGGACAUGUCCGAGGGCGAGGUUCCCCGGGAGGUGACGUGCACGGCGUCGGCGCACCCGACGGCCGACUACCAGUGGCGGCUGGGCGCUCUGACGGUGUCCAGGGGACCCACGCUCUACUUCAACUCGACUGCCUCUAGAGAUAUGGCAGGCAACUACACCUGCGUCGUGAGCAAUCGACACGGCAGAGCCAUGGCCGCCACGCUAGUCACCGUGCGCCACCGGCCGCACUGCGUGAUUGUCAAAGAGCACGACGCCUCGGGCCACAUCGUGCUGACGUGCGAGGCCCAGGCAGUGCCGGCGGUGUCCCAGUUUGCCUGGCUCCGCAAUAACCGCACCGUGCAAGAGGACCACGGACCGCGGAGCACUCUCGUACUGCCCGACCGGAACCCGGACUCGUUCGGGGCCUACUCCUGCGUGGCCAGCAACGCCGUCGGACACUCUGAGCCCUGCCAGCUCAAGCUCAGCAGGCUGCCAAGUCCGGCCGGAUGGGCGCAGCUGCUGUUGAAAGAGGAGAACCUCAUCAUCAUGGCCGGAAUCGCCGGCGGCGUGGUCAUCAUCGUCGUACUACUCAUCGUUAUUGUUAGCAUCGUUGUUAUCCGAAAGCGCAUACACUCUAGCACGAAACCUCGCUUAGAGGAAAGAGAAAAUGCGAUCCGGGAGAUUGGCCUUGCUAGUCCCCAGGGAAAGCUCUCGUUAUUGACUGACAUGAAACCUGACGGUAGUCCCCUUCUCGAAGAAGACUACGACAGCGACGAUGGGCACCGGUCAGCGACGCGUCUUGUCCGGCGUGGAAUGCUGGAGCUCGGAUGAAGCCGUCCCACCAAGAGAUCCACGCCGAGACCAUCCAUCACACCACGAUAAACGGACUCUAACCUUCCAAAAGCCGGCUCUUCGCAAGCACCGCAGCUUAUUUCUUUC
Ixodes scapularis (black-legged tick) is the source of this 2946-nucleotide messenger RNA. RefSeq names its product hemicentin-1. The record is from RefSeq and is a predicted model, not a curated record. Lineage: Eukaryota; Metazoa; Arthropoda; Arachnida; Ixodida; Ixodidae. The coding region runs from base 16 to 2838 and encodes 940 amino acids. The transcript has 14 exons.